Annulohypoxylon truncatum is the source of this 1862-nucleotide messenger RNA. RefSeq lists its product as uncharacterized. Gene Ontology annotation, molecular function: DNA ligase activity. Gene Ontology annotation, cellular component: membrane. The coding region runs from base 265 to 1365 and encodes 366 amino acids. Lineage: Eukaryota; Fungi; Ascomycota; Sordariomycetes; Xylariales; Hypoxylaceae. The transcript has a single exon. The record is from RefSeq and is a predicted model, not a curated record.
CUUAACCAUGGAAGUCAUCUUGUUGUCUAUUUUCUCUGUAUAUAAGACCAUGAUCUUCCGAACCUCCCCAGCUCAUCUUGAACUUCUACUAGACCACGAUCUUGGCUAUCAUUCUUUCUGACAGAACAAAUGCAAACAAAGUAGCUCUGCUUUGCUUCAUCCAUAUAUUUACGUGUAUCCCUCACUACACCAUCGUUUCUAUCGCAACCACUUUGUCUAUCACACAUAACCAGCCAAACCCAAUACAACUUCGCCAAUCCCAACAUGAAUUCUUUCUCUUAUCUCCUCCUGGCUGUCAUCAGCCUCUCUGUCUCAGUCCUAGGAGGCGUCCUACCCGACAAACAUCCCGAAAUCAGGCCAUGCGCCCCCGGGACUAAGAUGUGCCACGAAGACACCGUCUACCGCUGUAGUUCACUAGGUACAUGGGUCGACAACAUCCAAUGCAUACCCCCAGCCCACUGCUUCGAGGACAAGCACACGCAAGACGCCGGGUGCGUAGACUCGCACGCCGAGCUGAAGCGUUCUGAUCCGACCACGACUUCGGCCCCCUACCUCUUCGAGGACGCGUACCAUGGGCCCCCUGGGAGGCCUUCAACCAGCAAGACGACGACGAUCUCUCUCACGUCGGACGAACAUAUCAAGCCGGGGCCCCAUACGGGGGACCUACGCUGCAACGGCCCCGUCGAGGAGAUCUACGAUGAUAGUACCGGGUGGCGGGUAGUGCAGCGUUGUAAGGAAUGCCACACGUUCUCGGACGGGACCAUAAAUUGCGCCCCUCUGAACCCCAACGUGCCGACGCCGACGCCCUGCCAGAUCAGCACUUUCAGGUGCGCCGGCAAGUGGAUGGAGGCUUGUGCCGACGGGUACCAUUGGCAGAAGCUGGAGAAGUGCCUCGACUGCAAAGAGACCGGCCACGGCGUCGUCAACUGCGCUCCCGACAACCUACCGCCUAUACCCCCCCACCCCGUCUGUAAGAUGGGCGCUCUGAGGUGCAGGGGUAACUGGUUCGAGUUCUGUAACGCGGGCCGUCAAUGGCAGUCCGUCCAGCGGUGCGCGAAGUGCCUGGAGAGCGGCACCGGAGGCGUCUCCUGCGAGCAGCCGAACACGGCUCAACCUGCGGAUCCUACUAAGCCCGCGGCUUCUCCGACGGUGCUAGAGGUGACUCCAGUUGCAGCUGCGGCUCGGACUCCGGCUCCGGAGUUGCCUGAUUUCGAGUUUCCAACCGGGGCCCUGAAACCUGACCCCGAUAUGGAAGUGGCUAAGGAUAACCCUUGUUUCGGAGGCGAGGUGAAGUGCAAUGGGGAUCGUAUUAAUGUGUGCAUGGCUUCGCAUCAGUGGGAGGAUUUCGGCCCGGUACGUCGUUGAAAAAUCCCCUAUGGAUUUAUGACUGAACCUCCAGUAUUCCCCUUAUAACUUCCGAUCUUGUUGACGAAUUACAUAUUUACUAAUCCUCAUCGCUACAGUGCCCCAACUGCACGCAGCUCUACAACACCAAGGUUAACUGCACCUGGGAUUUCGCGGAGCAAGCUGACAGUUUCGACUCCCUCCUAUCCCAAUUCUUAGCGGAGGAAUCUCUUCUAGAUUCAGUCUGUGAGCAGGGAUGGCAGCGGUGUGCCCCGGGCAACACGACUGUCGAGAGUUGUAGUCCUGAAGGGAAAUGGGUCUACGAGGAAUCUUGCGAUGACAAGAGUCGGUGCGUUGGGAUUAGCGAGGGUGUCGCUUUUUGUCUUGACAAGGAGACGGCUGAGGAUGAAGUGCGUAACUUCGUGAUCUAGUUUUACUGGAUCGGAGAUUUUUGAUGCGGUGUUUGAUGGGCAAUAACGCCACUGGCUAGUACUGGUUGGCUGGGGCGCGUUAACUGG